GUGGGUCUGAUCAGCUCAUCAUUAGGCGAAGAAUCCGCAAGCCUCGCUGCGCAUGCGCAUAAUGCAGACUGGGCGUUAGAGAGCGGGGUUAGGGCACAGAGACCGGCACAAGUGGGAAAGUAGAGCAGUGAGAGAGAGCGCAGCCAAACUUUACAGCAAGUCUCUGCAGCAAGCGACACAGCAACAUAAGUGCAGGACGAAUAGGAAAACACACAGAGGAGAGAUAAAGGAGGCACUGUGUGUGUGGCUGAUGGAGAUAAAGGUGCAGUGCGCAGCCGGAGCUGUUUAGCCGCUCUAGGAGAGGGAUAAGAGACAAGCUGGUGCUGCUGAGACUGCAUGGCACGGAUCCUGAUGGUGCCCCACAGUUAGGGAUUUAGGGCUUCCUGAUGGGCAGAGGACUGGGCUCAGAGAGAAGAGAGCAAGGAGGCUAAAAGGGGACCAAUCGCCAAGCCAGACAGUCGGGGUCUCAGUGCUGGUAUAGACUCAAGCUUGGGAAGGGGUGUUCGUACAGGAAAUGUUGAUCAGUAUGAACAUGGGAACCAAAGAUGUUAGCCUCCUUGAAGAGUCUUCUGCCCAACACAGUGACCUCCAUGUCCAGGAACCUUCCACUCCAGUGGAUAUUCCAGCACCUCCACCCCCACCACCUCCUAAUCUGAAUAACUGUAUGAUUCCUGGGAGCCCAAUCUUAAGGUUUGACACCAAGCAACGGUCACGAUUACGCAACUUCAACUGGGAGGCCAUACCUCCUGAGAAAGUGAAGGGCAAGCCCAGCCUGUGGAGCUCAGAGCUUUUUCAUGAAGAUCUGCAAAUUGACACAAGAAGGAUGGAGGAGCUAUUUGGGAAACCAGAAGAAGACAAAAAAAGAAAUUCUUUAUUGGUACGCAGGACCAUGUCAUUAGGGGAUUCACACUUGAACAAGGUUUUUCUGCUGGAUUCCCGGAGAAGCAUGAAUAUAAGUAUUUUCCUCAAACAGUUUAAAAGGUCAGCUGCACAAAUAGUGGAAGAUAUAAGGAAGGGUAAGGCAGAAGAAUACAGCUCGGAGAAACUCUCGGAACUCCUGAAGCAGCUGCCAGAAAGGGAUGAGAUAAAACGCCUCCAGGCAUUUAAGGGGGACAGGAGCAGGCUGAGUGAAGCAGACCUUUUCAUGCUGUUAUUGCUAGAGCUUCCAAGCUACACCUUGCGGCUAGAGGCGCUGAUUCUAAAGAAGGAUUUCCAUGCCAAUCUCGUGUCUCAGCUCUCCACAGCCAGAGAACUUAAAGGGGCUGCAGAAGAGCUGCUGCAAUGCUCGGAACUGCACGCCAUUCUCAAGCUGGUACUCAAGGCUGGAAACUUUAUGAAUGCUGGUGGAUAUGCUGGGAAUGCCAUGGGCUUUCGGAUUUCAUCUCUCCUCAAACUUGCAGAAACAAAAGCCAACAAGCCUGGGAUGAACUUGCUCCACUUUGUAGUGAUGGAGGUACAGAGCAAGAAUGCGGGCCUGCUCUCUUUCACCGACAGACUGGAGCAUGUCAGCAGUGCUAGCAGGCUUUCUGAAGUCGGGUUGUUAGAGGAGUUUAACAAGCUACAGUCCAGGGUCACUUCUAUGCGUCAGGCUUUGAAGGCAUCAGAACAGAAAGAUCUGAGGGAACAGAUGGGCAAGUUUAUAGAGUAUACAGAAGACCAACUACUUGAAGUUCAGAAAGAGAUAAAGGCUUUACAGAAGGCAAGACAACAACUGGUGGAAUUUCUUUGUGAGGAGGAAGAAACGUUCUGCUUGGAGGAAUGCUGCAAAGUUUUUAGCUGCUUCUGUCAGAAAUUUCAAUUGGCCAUAAAGGAAAAUCAAGACCGUGAGCGGGAAGAUAAACGCCGUCUACAGUGGGAGAAAGAACGCUUACAAAAGAGGCAUUCGAUGGCUACCUAUAGUUCAUCAGAAAAUCGGACAGUCGAGGAUGACCUGGAACUCACAUUGGAGAGAAAUCUACGUAGUUUAACUAGAUCUCCUAGUCUACGAUUUUGUAGGAUGCGUUCUUCAGGUUCAUUCUCUCCAACGAGCACGAUACCAGAACUAAUUCAGAGAGACAAGUCCGAGGAAGACUGGGACCAGAAGAAUGCUAACCAAAUGCGAGAAGUAUCUGAGCGACUGCUGAAGCAGCAGAUGGAAUAUAAAAAAUCUAAAAAUGUUCACAUUUUAAGUACUACAAUUUACAUGAAUACAGAAACCACACACCAGGCUUCUGCCACAAGUCAGCCUCCAUCAAUUGGAAAGUCUGGUCACACAUCUAGUCCUUUAAGUGAGGAGCCUGUUUUUGAAAUUCCCAAACAGUCAAUAGACCACCAUGGCCUUCAAAGACAAGCAGCUUCCUUACCCAUAGCUACAGCUGAUACUAGCGGAGAGUCCCAGCCUGAAUCAGAUAAAGAUACACAAUGUGUGACACAGCCUGAACUCAAGCCUGCUAAUAGGUUACAACCCCAGCCUCUUGUAUCUUCCCCAAAUGUAAUACUACCGCAGUAUGAAUUAGAGUCUGCAAACCAACCAAAUUCCCAGAUUACACAUGAGGCAACCAAACACUCAGACCUUGUACUUCCGCUUCCUUCAGCAACUUAUAUGCCUGAGAUAAACAUGCUGGGUACUGUAGGGAAGCUUAGAGAUCAGGACAUAUCUGGUGUUUCCCAAACCCAGCCAGAAACAGGGAACCUGAGACAAUCACAACCAAAAUCGGAUACUAACGUGUUAUUAAUAAAUGGGCCUGAAUAUGAGAAGCCAAACCAAACCAAAAUCCAGAAUUCACAAGAUGAUUCCAGACAACUCUGUUUAGAAACUGAGAACAUUAGAGAAUCUCUACCAGGUAGUCCAAGAGAAUCUAUUAAGCAGUCCUCAGCCCAGAUUGUGCCUUCUGCUCAAGGACCAGAAGAGUCCCACUUAGAAAGUACAAGUGAAGCCUGUAGACAAUGUCCUACCAAAACAGAUCCUACGAUCGUCUCACAAGCAAACUGUGAGAGUCCAAAUGAAGUAAAGAGGCAACCCCUGACUCAGUCUGGUUCACUAAAUAAAAGACCAUUGCUACUGCAAAAUGUAAUGGACACUUCCACUUCCUUGAAAUUUAAGCCUGUACCUGCGAACCGCAGGCGAUCAUUACCACAAAGUGCAACUGAGCCUCCCAGACUGCCUGUCUCUCGCAGGCAGUCUGUCCCGCAGUGUGCAACUGAAAGGACAAGUCCAUUAACCAUCGCACCAGAACCUACGUUAGUGUCUCAACCAGAACCUAACAUUUCCAGUCAAUCUCAGCAUGAAAAAAAGACUGAUUCUCUUAAGCAAAUGCCGUCUCAAUCGGGAUCAAGGGUGAAGAGCAAACCAGUAGUGCACCCUGUAAUGCAGCAAAAUUCACUAGACCAAACUAAGCCUGAGGUUAUUGUAGAAUCACUAUCCCAGUCUGAGUCUAGAUGCCCUGAACCAUCGUGUAAACAGUCGGAGCUUGAGGCUCAAGGACAGUCUGCAGCUCAUGCAGAGCUUGAGCCUGCUGAAGACCCUAUUCAGCCUGGGAAUGAAACUCCCAAACAAUUGUUAGUACAGCCCUUAACAAGAAAUGUUAAGCAGACACAAUGCCAACCUGUGGCAAAAGUUCUGAAGCAAUUAGUAGGGAAACAAAGGAUGUCAAAGCAAUUGCAGGCUCAGCCUGGAGUUCAGAAAUCUCAGCCUGCAGCAGAAACUGUCAACCAUUCAGUAGCUCGUUCUAAACCUGAGAGUAUCAAAUAUACGCUAAUUCGGACAAGUUCUGUCAACACCAGGACAACCGUGAUGGAAUCCUUGCCAAACAAACAGCAGGGUAAGCCAACAAAAGCCCAACCUUCAACAACACAAGAGAAGAUGACAGAGAUACAGGAUGAGACUUCUAAAACUGUAAAGCCAAGAGACUCAGAAAGCAAACCAUUAGCAAAAGGCCAAAAGCCUAUUCAUACUGUAGGAAAAAGGGACCCCCCUAAUCCUUGCUCUAAAUGGAAGAGAGAGCUUCACAAUACCCCUGAUAGAGGAGGUAGUGGUGGAAAAGGGGACCUAAAGUCAGAAAGCAGCAGUGCAGCGACAGUAAGUAAUAGUGUUGAACACAAGAGGGAAGAUAAUCAGAAAAAUGUUUCCAUGGGUAGAAGUGGAAGCCCCAUUGCAAAAAUUCUAAAAAGUAGUGAUCCUGGACUUGGAAAUAAAAAAGUCUUUGCACAAAAAGAUGCGGCCCCAACUCCCCUCCAGGGGCCUGGGGGUAUGAAACAAACUACGUCCUCCCCCAAACUGGCUCAGAAGGAGACCAGGGACAUCAAGGUUCCUAGCAGAACUUCUUCACCUAAUCCUGGGUCAGUAAAAAUGACACCUGACAAGGUGGCGUGGAAUGCUAAGGAGAAAAAUGACACUGCACAUGUAUAUAGUAAUGAAGGUUCUAAAGUGGCUGAACGAAAGUACAGGUCUUUCUUAACAUCUAAAUCAUAUAUUCCUGCCCCACAAAAAUCCUUACAACUGCCAUGGCAUAACUUGGAGUCUACUAGAGAAUCUGUUUGGGUGCCCCACGUUGGGCCUAGUAGAACAAAUGCUGUGGCCCGUAUGGCUUUCCGUGUUAUAAGGCAGGAAUUCAGCACCUCUAUACAUCGUGGACUGAGGAGCCAGCACCUAGACAAUCUCCCAGUAUGGAGGUGAGAGGCUGCUUCUAUAAGGAUAUUGCUUAUAAUGGCACUUUUUUUCCCUGUGCUGGUACAAUGACAUCAGAGACUGAACUUGGUUCUAUCAAAUAUGUACCAGGUGCCAGUACGCAUUUUGCAAGUCACUUCUGCUUGGAUGAUUUCUGUGUACUGUUCAUUACAACCUAAAUCUAUACCCAAAACAAUUAGGUUAUAUAAGCAAAAAAAGUGGCCUUACCUUAUAAAACUGUUGCAGCAACACACAGCAAAACUGUGUAAAACAGGACACAAGCUGCAAUAGCUUUUCAAAGAAGGAUUUUAAAAUCGAUGACAUUUUACCCAUGUUUGGUACUGUGCUGUGGAACAAUCACUGGCCAAAAUGGCAAAGGAACCCACAUAUGCAAAGCAGUUUCAAUCAUAAACUAUUUAUUUGAUUACAACAGUAUAUGUAUAUUAUUGGACCAACAUGAGGGGAAAAGGCAGGCUACACAAUACUUAUUACAAAGAAUGAAAGGCAUGUCAUGCCUGAGUGGCGGUCUAUUUUCCCUUUAACUGUGAGGGUGAACAGGACACAGAUAAUGAACAUUUCGGCACUUCAGCUGAUGCAGAAUUACCUUUUACAGCAUCCUGCUCUUUUGAGCUGGUGGGGGUGAUGCUGGUAGUUGUAAUCUUUCAUUACCCGAAGUACCAAAAGUUGUCUUUGUUACUGCUUAUGAACAACAUCUACCUCCCUCAGUCUGUACCCCUGCAGAGAAAGCAGCCCAGAUAGUGCUGGAUGUCAAGGAAUCGGAUGCAAUGCGUUUAUAUGUAAAUAUGUGUAUGUAUGUAUAUAUUUGUUCCUAUUUAAUAUGUAACCGGGUAGAUGAUGCUAUUUAUUGAGAUGUUCUGCACAUGGAUUUCUUUGCAUAGUAUUAGACGUUGUUCCUUCAGCAUAUAAAGCUAAGUUGAAUCUGGAGCGUAUAUAUCUAAGUUUGUACUGAUGGUAAUUAUGUGUUCAUGGUGCCAGCUCCUUCCUUGGAGUAUAAAUCCAAAUGCUGAGGCGUUACACAAAGAAAGCUGUUAGUAACCUAUUUAUAUAAGGAUAUACAUUAAAGGCAAGGUAUAUUAAAUAA
Molecule: messenger RNA, 5747 nt
Organism: Xenopus tropicalis (tropical clawed frog)
Lineage: Eukaryota; Metazoa; Chordata; Amphibia; Anura; Pipidae
Product: FH2 domain-containing protein 1
Exons: 12
Coding region: 515-4654 (1379 amino acids)
Biological process (GO): actin cytoskeleton organization
Cellular component (GO): cytoskeleton
Molecular function (GO): actin binding
Source: RefSeq, a predicted model, not a curated record